Messenger RNA from Tricharina praecox, 780 nucleotides. RefSeq lists its product as uncharacterized. The coding region runs from base 1 to 780 and encodes 259 amino acids. The record is from RefSeq and is a predicted model, not a curated record. Lineage: Eukaryota; Fungi; Ascomycota; Pezizomycetes; Pezizales; Pyronemataceae. The transcript has 6 exons.
AUGGAGGGUUUCCACCAGCCUGCGGGAACAAACCGCCUCCAUCGACAAUGUGAUACAAUAUCGACAAUCGCGCUGCUGUGUAGGACAAGAACAAAGUCGAGAAUAAGCUCGUCAACGCCGGAAAGGCUUACAAAGAUCUUUGGUCGUCCGAAUGUUGCCUCUGCCGCCGAGUCCACUGUCCGCUCCUACAUCGUCGCCACUAGACUAGGAGGCACUCGCUACCACCGGAAUCCAGCUCAACAGCUCAAUGGAACGGCGCCGCUUGCCACAUACGGCUCCACCAAACGAUAUGGCGCCAAAGCUCUUGCGAGACGCGGCUUGCUCAUCAAGAGACCUGCGAGACGUACACUGUGGGCGACAACGAACUUCGAAGCCAGACAGACAAGCCACUGCGUUCCCAGGUUCCAGUCCUACCAGCGGCAGGCCGCGCAGACUGCCUGCUCAGUAAAGUCCAGUCCAGUCCGGUCUAGUCCAAGCCCCAAGACGGACUGCAAAGACGGACUGCACCGCUCAGUCCAGUCAGUCCGACGAAUGCCGAAAAAUGGACGGGACUGGACUGGACUGGACUAUCCGAGGCACUGGUCCGGCUCCGGCUAUCACCUGGAAGAGCAACUACUGGCGGAACUUGACACUUUUGUUUUCAUCUUUUAUCUCAACUUGUUACGGUACCUAGAGGAGGUAGAGGAGUGUGUAUUAUGUCUAGAGAAGGGAGGCUGUAGCCCCGAGUGUAGGAAAGGGGCAAAGGCCCGUACCUUUCCACGAUGGCAAAGGAUCGAGUGA